AUGGCGCCUCCUAGUCUAUCCAUCCCGCCGUCACACUUUCCUCAACAUAUCUUUAACGAGCUGAGCGUUGCCGUUAGAGGACCGGUGUGCAGUCGUUACAGCUCAGAGUACGUCUGUUCGUCCAUGACCAAACUGUUAUUCAUGAAUAUGUUUCACAGGUUUGCUGAGCGUUCCAGAACUUUCAAUGGCAAACUCAACUCUACUUCCCGCAUCGUCGUCUCUCCUCUCGACGCCGAGGAUGUCAGUACAGUCGUGCGCUUCUGCACACAGCAUGGGUUGUCUCUUUCCGUACGGGCCGGAGGUUACGGUAUUGCUGGAUGGUCUGUGGCGGGAGACGUGAUCGUCGAUCUGAGCAUGCUGAAGGAGGUUGACAUCGAAGCUCCCAAAGCGGAUGCCGAAGGAGGAAAGGAUUGGACCAGGCUCGCAGAUAUGCCACCUCCUGGAAGUAAAGGGAAGGGACAUGUCGAUGCGGUGCCUAUCAAGUUUUCUGGAGUCGACAUUGCGUCGACUGCUGCCCCCCUGCCGUCGGCAAGUCAGGACACAAAGGCGAUGCAGAUCUCGACUGCAACCGCGGUGAAACGUCGUCGCGGAGCUCAUGACGAUACUCCUCCCGAUAUGGAUGAGGAACGCAAACGUAACCGCCUCGGUUCUUACGAUGCUGCAUCACAGGCCGUCGCAUCUUUUCUCCGUGGUCCGCCACUUCCGUAUGAAGCUGGAGAGAAACCCAGGGAUCCUCCGGUGGAUCGUGGAAUGUUGCAUGGGCCGGCCUCUGUAGAGCCGGGCAUACCUGCGGAGCCAGAGAAAGAAGAUGAACCGCAUUUGCCCGUGCUUGACGCUAACUCCAGGCAGGUGUCGACCACCUUAUCGUCGAGCACUGGGUCUGAGUCUGGGGCGGAUCACACUUCUCCCUCGCGGAGUAGCAUCGGCACAGCAGCUACAACGCCACCCAGCGGCAGCCCUGAUCUGCCCUCAACGAAUACGCCAACUUUUAGGGGGGCAGAGCCCUUUGGCUAUAUCACUUCUGGUUUCACUUUCACCGAGCGACCACCGGUAUACAGCAGCGCUCACCCACUCGGCUUCGUGUCUGGAUUGAGCUCUGGUGUAUCAAAUGUAACUGCAUGGCGCUCAAGUGGACAGUGGGGUGGCGUCGGCGUAAUUCCGUCCGUCUCAACGCGCGGUCUUGGCUCGAUUCCGUCCGCAUUUGCCUUUCCUUCUGGUGCAACAAGGCACUUAGGCAACUUGACACCUGCGCGACCGGUGCAUCCGCAUGCGUAUCUCACCUUCGGUGCAGGAAUGCUUCAGAAGGAAUUGGACAUGUACACAGCGGAUCACCCAUUGGAAGGCAUCAGUGGCGUCACCGGAGCGCAAGAAGACAGGCUCAUGCCGUACCAUAUUCCCUCGUGA
Messenger RNA from Sparassis crispa, 1404 nucleotides. RefSeq lists its product as hypothetical. Bases 1 to 1404 code for a protein of 467 amino acids. NCBI's taxonomy places the organism in Eukaryota, Fungi, Basidiomycota, Agaricomycetes, Polyporales, Sparassidaceae. The record is from RefSeq and is a predicted model, not a curated record. The transcript has a single exon. Gene Ontology annotation, molecular function: flavin adenine dinucleotide binding.